This is a messenger RNA of Eurytemora carolleeae, 4310 nucleotides long. RefSeq names its product monocarboxylate transporter 12 (gene Mct1). The transcript has 15 exons. Bases 440 to 2263 code for a protein of 607 amino acids. Gene Ontology annotation, biological process: monocarboxylic acid transport; transmembrane transport. Gene Ontology annotation, molecular function: monocarboxylic acid transmembrane transporter activity. NCBI's taxonomy places the organism in Eukaryota, Metazoa, Arthropoda, Copepoda, Calanoida, Temoridae. The record is from RefSeq and is a predicted model, not a curated record.
AGGACAAAGGAAGGAAGGAGACUAAACAAUAGAAAACAUAAUCAAAGAAGAAGGAAAAAAGAAAGAGGAAAAUGAAAGAGGAAAAAAUUUGUUUUAAAAAAACUUUCUAACCUGUGAAGUAGGAAAAUUCCUUUUUAUCUCCAACACAAAAAACUGUUUCACACUACGAGAUAAUUUUGUUAAAAAAUGUUGAAAUUUCGUUGAGAUAUUAAGUGUGGCGGGUUGAGUAUUUGAACCGGGGAGAAGAGCGGGAUCCUCGGAGCAGAUUUAUCCGUCCCUCCAGUUCAAACCUAUACCCUGAUCAAUCCAACCCUCCAGUUUAAAUCUAAACCCUGAGCAGUCUCGAACCCGGAAAGAGAAUAUGCGAACAGGGUUUUAUACAAUGAACCCCAAGUUGAAUUAGAGCAAGAUAAGUUUUGGAUAAUCCAUCUGUUGAAUCAUGUAUAUAGAUGGGGAGAAAAAUGGCGGGUCUAAUGUUAAGACGGAGAACGGAAAAAAUCCUAAUUGUGAAAAAGAAGAAGAGGAAGACAACCAACCCAUUGUCCCGCCCCCAGACGGUGGCUGGGGUUGGGCUGUCGUCUUUGCCUCAUUUAUGAUACAUGUUAUAGCGGACGGAAUUACUUAUUCAUUUGGGAUCUUCCUGGUCGAACUUAUCCGAGUAUUUGAUUCGGAUAGAGGAGCAACAUCUCUCAUCCCAUCCAUCCUUGUAGGAGUAACACUUGGAUCAGGACCGAUUACUGCUUCAUUUACGAACAGAUAUGGGUGCCGAGCAGUCACGAUUGCUGGCGCCAUCUUGGCAUCAGCUGGUCUUGCACUUUCAACGCUUUCCAACAGUAUUGGAGUACUUUACUUUACUAUUGGAGUUUGUACAGGUCUUGGGUUCGGCUUGAUCUACCUACCAGCAAUUGUAAGCGUGUCUAUGUACUUUGAGAAGAAGAGAGCUUUUGCAACUGGGAUAGCAGUUUGCGGUUCAGGACUUGGGACAUUCAUCAUGGCACCCGUCACUAAAGGGUUGAUAAAUCAGUUUGGGUGGAAGGGUGCAAUGCUGAUAACUGCAGGACUUAUCCUUAACUGUAUCAUAUUCGGAGCAAUGUUUAGACCUUUACAGCCUAAAUCUAAGAAAAAGUUGCUGAUGGUUGAGGAGGGUAGUGAGGGGAAGGUACUGCUUGAGAAUAAUGGAAACUACGCACAUCCAAUACAAAAUGGCGGAGCUCCGGAGUUGCAGGUUAACGGUGAACCUGUCCCACCCAUGAGACCGUUCGCUGAGCAGACAGGGAUGAACGGGAAGUACAACGACAUGACCCGGUUCACCAUGUCCCACCCCGCCCACCUAAACCAGGCAGAGAGUAAACCUAGGAUACAUUUUGGAAGCCACGCCCAUUUUCAGGGAUUAAAAAGUAGGAGGGGGUCCAGAGAUGAGGGGACAGGUGUUAUGAAUAGAAAGGAUAUUCUGUAUGGAGGUUCACUACUAAAUAUACCAGAAUACAAGCGGGAUCCCCAGGGAUACAGGAGAUCUAUCCAGAACCUACCUGAGGAUGCAGAGUAUCCAGGUACUCAGGAGAACAGGAUCUGCUGCUGCACUGUCUCUCCUGCUCAGGCCAGGUCAUUCAACCAGAUGGCGGACUUCAGCCUUUUCAGGGAUCCUGUGUUUAUCAUGUAUGCUGUCAGCAACUUCCUCACUAGCAUAGGAUUCAACGUGCCUUACGUUUACACCGUGGAUCGAGCAAUCUUGUGGGGUAUGGACCCUGAGAGUGCUUCCUUUCUUCUCUCCGUGAUCGGGAUCGCUAAUACGAUCGGUAGGAUCAUUCUGGGAUGGAUCGGAGAUCAAGGAUGGGUUAAAAGAUUGUACAUCUACAACUUCUGUCUUGUACUUUGUGGUAUAACUAUGGGGCUUAGUGUGUUCUGUACAACAUACACUACUCAGGCGAUGUACUGCGCUGUGUUUGGUGUGACUAGCGGAGCAUAUGUCGGGUUGACCAGCGUAGUUCUUACUGACCUCCUCGGCCUAGACAAACUCACUAACUCAUUCGGACUUAUUCUAUUCUUCCAGGGGAUUGCUUCCGUUAUGGGACCUCCGGUUAUAGGAGCUCUUUAUGACGCAAUCGGAGACUAUGACGCAGGAUUCUACUUCGCUGGAUCUAUGAUCUUCCUCUCCGGCGCCAUGUUGUUCUUUAUCCCACCAAUUCAGAGAAGAAUCGACGCUAAACCUAAAUUUAAAAUGGCGCAGAGUAAGAGUGAAGACGAUCUUCACGAAGAACUAUAACAAAACCAGAACAAAACUGAAAAUUGAAUCAAUUCAAAGUUUGUUGUUCAGAAACGAUGAUAAAUCCGUAAACUAGGCCUAAUAAUAGCCCAGUUUAUUCACCAGAUUUAAAGGCUCGGAAAAAGUUAAAUUUUUCAAUGCAUAAUCUUAAUUGAUAUGUGAAAAUAAUGCUCACUUUUCCACAUGCUCGAACCAUUACCCACUGUACGGAUACUUUGUUAGAAACAAAAACUAAAGGAUUUUCAAUGAAAACUAGAAACUGUAGUUUUGGUUUACAUUUUUACAACGUAUGGAAAAUGCAAUGCUCAGAUCGAAGCCGCCCUUCUCAGGAUUCUCAGUCAAACAAAACAAUAUUUUCGACGGCUUUCAUUCAAAUAAAUAAAAUCGAAUUUCCUAUUGAUUCCCAUUCAAAUUCAGUUAUCAAUAUAAUAUGUUUUUAUAAAAGCUGAAAUUUACAAGUAAAAUAUUGAGACUUUUCUGACUUGAAUGUUUCUCAUGUUUUAUAAGAUUUUCCUGACUAAAUGUCUCCGGGUCGUAAAUAUUUUAUUUUAUCAACCUAGUUUGUAUGACGCCAAAAAAGGAUACGAUCUUUCAUUGGAUUGGAAUUUUUCAUUUAAUUAACAUUUUUUUACCCACUUUUUUAUGAAAAGUUUUAUGAACUUUGAAAAGUCUGAGAAUUGCUGAACAUUCGUUAAUGUCGGUUCUUCCUUAAAAAACAUUUUUUUUAUUUAGUCUUCCGUUCUAAUGCAGCAAUAUAUGUAGAGUUAAUUAAAGGUUAAAACCAUCAUAACGACCGAUCUGUUAAAAAUUGCGAAUACAAAAUUUUGUAUUUUCUCGAGCGCGUAUCACGGAAACUGUGAAAAAUGUCUGUCCAUAUUUAUGAAUAAAUUGUGUCAGAUUGUGUUUAAUGCGUAUAUAAUUGUCUUCUUGCACGUACACACUGUUCAAAUGUCAUGAUUGCCUUACUGUACAUAAUAAAACCGUUCAUAAAUGUAAAAAAUAAAGGUUAGUGUUUUAACUGAACCAAUGAAAAACUAAAUUUUCACGUCUAUAAUUUUCUGUUAAUAAUACGGAUGAAAGCGAUCUUUGAAUUAGUAAUAUGAAUAAAUUAUUUCAAGUAAGCUGAGAAGUAAACUUGUAAAAUCUUAAAGUUAUUAAGCAUAUCAAACCAUCCUUCCAAAGUUAUAAAAUAAUAGAAUUCAUAUCGUGAAUGUUUCACAAAAUAUCAACAAAAUUUUAAAUAAUUUUUUGUGAACAAUUGAUAUUUUAAACUAAAUCUAAGAUUGCGGAUCGCUUUUAUCCUUUUAUUAUCAAAUAUCCUAAACAAGUUUAUCUUCUGUUUAAUGUUUCGUAAAUUGUGAUGACAUAACGUUCCUUCUUACAUACAGGGUGUCCCAUUAAACAUGGGAAUUCAGAGACGAUUUUGAAAGAGUUUUGGAAAAAAAUUAGCGUUUAUUUUACCUAGUAUCAAUGCUCAAAAUAAAGUUACGUCUGAUGUAAACGGUGAAAGACUGUUUUAUUAUUCUACAAAACGUUGUAUGAUGCUCUGCAACAUUUCUGAAAGAUACAGUUAAGAGAAACAACUGUACUGUAUUUACACGAAUUUCUAAUAUUAUUAAGUACACCACAGUAUGCCAUAAAAACAUAAACAAAUUCUGAACAUUAGCCGACGAAUGUUAGCUUUUUUAGUAGGUAUCACUAUACUAAAUCAAAAAAUUGUUUACAAAGACGAUACCAAAAUCGUCCCUGAAUUCCCAGGUUUAUUUGGACACCCUGAAUCAUCCUUGAACUGUAAAAAUGAUACUUAAACCCUUGUGGUCAGAGGGUUGUUAUCAGAUAUGUUUGUUUUCCAGACCUAUAUAUUGAUAUUAACCCCCUAACUUCAAGUGGUCGUUUUUGGAAAAAAUGCCCCCUCUGAAAAAUAUGUAAAUAAUGUUUAUGUUUUGUGAAAUAUUGUGAUAUAUCUGACAUGUGAAUAUUUCUAGCAUUUGUAUCUUUGACCGACGAGUCACAACUUAAAUAUUUAAUAAAAUUCUAGUUUAGUAUA